GCUGUGAAAAGAGAACAGAUGAUGUCGUCUGCAGAAUGCAGAUCUACUCUACUGGGGGCACAGGGGCUAAUGUAUUUGUAUUGUAUUGUUUGUUCGGUCCUAACCAUAUAAUUUGUUUAGAAAUAGAAACAUUUUUUUAACUGUGAAAUUUUGCCUUUUUAAAGAAAAAAAUAAUGAGUCGACGCUAAUUAAUCUUCGUUCUGUGUUUCAUGUUGUUUUUUAAAAAUGGCUAAGUUAUUAUCAAUGGUUCAUGUUGUUUCCUACAAUUUGUGUGUCAACGGCGUUAGGACAAUGGCCACAAAUUCUCCUGGUCAUGUUCUUUUAGGUGGAGGAACUGGUUUUAUAGGAAGUGCUUUUACGUACCUACUUAAAUCAAAAGGAUACGAAGUUACCAUUAUAUCUCGAAUGCCUGGACCACAAAGAUUAACUUGGUUCGAUCUGCAAACGUCCGGGUUGCCACAAGGUGUAACAGCUGUUGUGAAUCUGGCAGGUCAGAAUGUGUUGGACCCUCUGCAACGUUGGACCCCAGGAUUUAAACAGAAUGUUUUUAACAGUAGAGUCAACACAACGCACAAUCUCGCACAAGCCAUCAUCAAAGCUGAAGUGAAGCCUAAAGUCUUUGUUUGUAUAUCUGGUGUAGGUGUCUACAAGCCCAACUCUUCUAUAGACUAUGAUGAGGAUAUCCCAAUAGGAGCACCGUUUGACUUUUUGUCAGAUCUCGUACACAAAUGGGAGGAAGCAUCACAGCUCCCAGGAACUAAUGUCAGAAGAGUUACUGUUAGAUCAGGUGUAGUGCUGGGGAGGAGUGGAGGGAUGAUCAAACAGCUGUACCUCCCUUUCUUCCUAGGCAUGGGGGGUCCAGUGGCCAGUGGUACCCAGUACAUGCCAUGGAUCCACAUCAGAGACAUGUGCGACUUGUUGUUGUUUGCUGUGGAGAAUGAUCAUGUCACUGGAGUACUAAAUGGUGUGGCCCCACAGGUAAUAACCAACCAGGAGUUCACCACAGCAUUUGCCAAAGCAAUGAUGAGACCAGCAUUUAUCCCUCUACCGGAGUUUGUGGUAAACACAAUGUUUGGUGAAGAACGAGCAAAAAUCAUGACACAGGGACAGAAAGUGAUUCCUAAAAGAGUUUUGGAGUACAAAUUCCCUUACAAGUAUCCAGAUAUAAUCAGUGCAACUAGACAAGUCUCAACGUUAUUUUACAAAACGCCAUUUUAAUAAAUCUCUUAGUUAAGUGUAAAUUAGUUGAAAAGUGAUAUUUUUUAGAGAUCUAUUGUAUAUAUUGUAAGCUAGUAUUGAUUUGGAAAGUUGCAUAAAUGUUUGUUUAUAUA
Molecule: messenger RNA, 1331 nt
Organism: Homalodisca vitripennis (glassy-winged sharpshooter)
Lineage: Eukaryota; Metazoa; Arthropoda; Insecta; Hemiptera; Cicadellidae
Product: epimerase family protein SDR39U1
Exons: 6
Coding region: 226-1218 (330 amino acids)
Source: RefSeq, a predicted model, not a curated record